AUGUCCACCCCAAAUGAUAUCCAAGCUCUCCUGGCGAGUAUAAGGCCUCGUCCCUCGCCGUCGAGCACGCCGGCGCAGGAUCCCGGCAUGGCCCAGUAUUCCCAGCAUUACCCGCACGGAUACCGGCCCCAGCAGCCGCCUUACGACGGCCAGAGCUACGCUCAUCCCCAUCUCCACCAACCGGCCUAUCGCCAUCCGUCCGUUUCUUCGACUUUGCAUAGUCCGUCUCCCGUUAACCUUCCGCCCCGUCACGGAUCAGACAUUCUUAGUCCUAAUGUCGUCACUCCGGGCGAAGCGUUUCCGCAACACCAGCCUCAGCCUCAGAACCCUGACCGUUCUGUCAAUCUGCUGAAUCUGCUUAAGUUCAACCAGCCGAGCGCCAGCCCUGCCCAGCAGCAGGUUCCUGCGGGCAUGGAACAGGCUGUUCACACACAUCCAUCGGCACCGGGUGUGGAAAAUGCUCCGAGAUCUCACUCUAGGAACAUUUCUGCGUCGGACUUGGUUGCUCAGCUCUUCGGCAAACAGGGCCAGGCCGCUCCUGCUCCGCAAACCCAGUCGUUGUCUCAGGCUCCGCCCGUUACAGAGAGUCCCUUUACCGCUGAGGCAAGCGCUCAGAAACCACAGGAUGUGUUACUACGCCUGCUCAAUCGGCCCAAAUCUGGCCAAGAAUUGUCCGAGGCUCGUCAGACUUCUAGUUCCAUCUCCUCUCAGAGGAACACUUUUGAGUCCGACUUUGGCGGCUUCACACCCUCAACGCACGGCGCUGUGGAAUCCACGGGCCUGGCAUCUGGGAAACCGGAUAAGCCAACUCCAAACGAGACUAUCUUCGCUACUGUGAACCCGUUUGAGCAGCUGGCGGCAGUUUCACGAAGCAGAACUCCUCAGCUCAAUUCUCGUGGCGAGAGCCCGGCUGUUGAGGUGACGAAGCAAGUCAAUGUCACUGCUGAGGUCGAGUCUCUCCCUGCUUCUCAGACUACCGAGCGCGGACGCCCGCAGCCGCCUCCGUUGAACGAAAAUCAAAAGGAAGCCGUUACCAAUGUGGUCGAUAGGCUUGUUCAGCAGAUCGUCAAGGACGUCGAUGAAUCUCUUGAGAAGGCGGCUCAGAAGAAUGAUUCGCCAGCGCCGGCAGGUUCCGAAGAUAAGGUCAAGGCUACUUUAGUGUCCACCGCUGCUGUUCAAAAUCCCACCGGCGAGACCGAGGUUUUGAAAGAGACCACCGAGGAAAUUGCCAAUACCGAAGACGCCCAGGAGAACUCCAACGGCGCCGGAGAGGCAUUGGCGGAUAGCUGGGAGAGCGCUGAAGAUAGUGCUGAAAAGGACGAGGAGCGCAUCGUUCCUGUACACAACUUCCCCUUGAAGCCAUUCAUUACCAUUGUUGUCAAGCCUUAUGCUGGAAAGCUUCCGGCUCUGCGCGAUGAUGGGAUUAUGGAUAUUGCUCGUUUGAAGAAGGAAUUUGACCAACUAGAUCGUUCUUUGACCUCGGCUACCCCGGACUACAUAGUCUACGCCCUUGCCAAGAAUGGAGGUAUGCGUAUCAUCCGCCAAGAGGAUGGUAGCGACAAGCAAGUCCUCCGAUCUACUCGUGAUCGUGUGUUCAAUGUUUCCGUAUGCACAUCGCAGCCGGUCGGUGGCUCUUCUGACGACCAAGCUAUCCUGGGUAUCGGCGUCAGCGGUGCUGUGUACUGGGUUUUGAUCUCUCGUGGAGAUAGAGAUCUUUUUGAGCAAGAUGCUUUGGAGAGCGAAAGCCUCAUCUUCCCCCCGUUCCCGGCUUCUGACGAGAACACCUCCGGCGGCCAGCUGAAAACGCGGGCUAAACGGAGCUCUUGCCACCCCGGGUUCUUCGCGAUCGGACGAGGCAAAAACAUCUAUGUGCUAUCUCCACAAGCUGCUGCAAACCCUGCUUAUGGUGUUUCCGGGAAUAACCGCACUGUCAACACGGAACAGUUCUUCAAGGAGCGUGCUCUAAAGAUCUCUACCGGAAAGGCCGGGAAAGACUUCACGUUCAGUGGCGAUGAUACUGUCAUUGCAUCUCUGGACAAGACCGGUCGCCUCCGCUUCUGGGAUAUUCGUGAGGUGGUCAACACCCCUGAUGCAGAGAUAACGGCCAAUGAGAUUCGCACUCCUCUGAGCACCUUUGUGACUGGCAGCCCUACGGAAAAAUCAUGGCCGACAUCUGUCCUCUUCCUCGAUAAGCUACGUCCCUAUGUUAAGUCGAUGGCUCUUCGCUAUGUUCUUGUUGGUCUGAAGCAGAAUCACACCUUGCAGCUCUGGGAUAUUGGGCUAGGCAAGGCUGUGCAGGAGCUCAAGUUCCCACAUGAGAACGAGUCGGACGCCAUCUGCAGCGUGGCUUACCACGCAUCGUCCGGUAUCCUCGUUGUCGGACAUCCUACGCGCAACUCAAUUUACUUUGUGCACCUAUCGGCGCCCAAGUACAGCCUGCAGUCCAUGUCGCAGGCGUCAUUCAUCAAGCGUGCCGCCGAGAAGGACAACAGCCUUCCUAAGCCCGAGUCCACCGCGUGUCUGAGUGGUAUCCGGGAGAUCUCUUUCGCUUCGAAAGGCCAACUUCGUAGCCUGGACCUUCUUCCCAUCGCAAAGGCAGCAGGUGAGGAUAGCGGCCUCUUCGAGCUUUACGUGAUGCAUUCCCGUGGUGUGACGUGCCUCAACAUCAAGAAAGAGGACCUCGGUUUAGGACAAGACAACAGGAUUAUUCGCCCUGUCAACUCCUUGGAAGAGGGCUUGAUUGAGAUCGCCGAUCUCCAAUCUUUCCCUCCUUAUAUGGCCGACGAUUUCUCCGUCAACGGCGAUUCUACAGGCACUCCCACGAAGGUCAUUCCUAAGGAGUUUGCUAAGGCGACAUCUGAGACCGCGCCGGAGAGUAACGGAGCUGCAAGCACCGGACCUAGUAUCCUGCGCACCCAAUCUCCCACGAAGGCUGCCCCCAAGAAGAAGGCUGACGAGCCUGUGGAAACGGCCUCUGCGGCCGCAUCCGAGAAGCCUGAUAAGAAGAAGAAAAAGAAGGCUGCAGUCACCGCAACUGAACCUAAGAAGGAGCCUGUCGUGGCCACUACUCAGGGUCCAUCAACCGUUGAACAGUUGAACGGUGAGGCUCUUGAAGCUCCGAAGGCUGCCGACUGGAAUAAGCACAUCGAGGCCCUGCAGGAGGGGGUCACCUCCGAAUUCAACAAGAGCCUCGGCCGCGAGCUAGAGGGUCUCUACGCCCGCUUCGACGAGGAACGACGCAGCUGGGAUGCCGCGUCUGCCUCCAAGCAAGACCAGGUCCUGCGAUUGGUGUCGAGCACGCUUUCCGACAAUGUCGAAAAGAACCUCACACGCAUUGUCACCCAUGCGAUCCAAUCCGACGUUGUCCCUGCGCUAGGCGACCUCACCUCUGCUGCCGUGAGCAAACAACUUAACACCGUUCUAUCUCAGCAGUCUGGGAACGUUAUCUCUCGCGAACUACGUCAGUCUCUGCCCGAUGCGGUCACCCGUGCCUUGCAACAGCCAGAGGUCAUGAAAGUUGUAUCGGACGCUGUGGGCCAGAAGCUGAGCGCUCAGGUGGAGAAUCAAAUAUCCAAGACUGUGCAUGACAGUCUUGCCCCUACGCUGAAGAACGUCGCCAUCCGGGCAGCCGAAAAGGUUGGAAGCGACAUGGAGAAGCGAAUGCAGGCUCAGGCAAAACAAUUCGAAGCUCAGCGCCAAGCCGAUGCGGCCAAGAUUGAUGAACUCACUUCUUUGGUCCGCGGACUUUCGGACACCGUCACUGCUAUGGCGACCGCUCAGACUGGAUUCCAAAACGAAUUUCUGCGCUUGAACCAAACUCUCGCUGCUCGCAAUGCGUCCGAAGGUAGACACGUCUCCGAGGGCCCAGGCAAUGUUUCGCCAACACCGCUCGCCGGCUCGGUCAGCCCCGAAAACAGGGAAGUUGCCGAAAUUACGGAGCUUAUACAACAAGGAAGGUUCGAGGAAGGUUCUGUCAAGUGGCUCCAAUCCGAGCAGCAGGCCGACCUAUUCGAUCGCCUUUUCGUCCACCUGGAACCUUCGUACUUGAACAGUGUCUCUCCCAUCGUGGCCCUGUCAGUCAGUGUUGCGGUCACCUCGUCGCUGCAGACAAACGUGGUGCAGCGUCUUGCCUGGCUAGAAGUCGUCCUUCAGACCGUUGACUUGAGGGAUACCGACAUCCAAGAUGUCGCGCCCAAGAUCAUGGACAUCCUUAUAUCCCGCCUCAACGAGCUCUACAUGACCGUCGCCAAAGAGGCGCCGGGCAACCCCAUCCUGCGCCGGAUCCCGCCUCUCGCCCGCAGAGCCACCGAACUCCGCGGUCAUUAG
Messenger RNA from Aspergillus mulundensis, 4326 nucleotides. RefSeq lists its product as uncharacterized. Lineage: Eukaryota; Fungi; Ascomycota; Eurotiomycetes; Eurotiales; Aspergillaceae. The transcript is spliced from 3 exons. Gene Ontology annotation, biological process: deadenylation-independent decapping of nuclear-transcribed mRNA. The record is from RefSeq and is a predicted model, not a curated record. Gene Ontology annotation, molecular function: protein binding. Gene Ontology annotation, cellular component: P-body. Bases 1 to 4326 code for a protein of 1441 amino acids.